ACCAUCACUUAUCUAGCAUUGGAUUUCACAUAUCGAUAUUAAUCCAAUCAAGAAUUCAAACUAUAGCAACUUGGGUUAAGUAUUUUCAAGCUUUUGGAAAUAGAUUUCUUCGUACAAAUUAGAAGCUGCAACCUUUUCUUGAUCAGCUCUUUUGCCACUGGUUAGAUCUUGGUAUUAUUGGAGUUACCACAACUGCUAUAUGUGUUUUCUCUUUUUCGAACUGACAACUGUGGUUGUGAACUUAUUAGCUGAAAAGAUGCCUUAGGCUUCCUCAGACUACUGCGAACUCUGCCGCUCUUACAGUCUACGCUCCCUUUUCAUUACUCCCCAUUUACUACCUUAGCUUUUGCUAUAAACUCAUGCAAGAAUCGAACUCUAGCCUCCACUACUUUCGUGUUGCAAUCCCUCUUCGAAAAAUCCCACCUUUCCGCAUUUCAUUCUCUCAGCGUUUAAUCCUUGCGCUUUCAUUUCGAUAAAAAUCUAAUCUUUUUCUCUUUUAUCAUUCGCAUUCUUGUAAAUUUGUUGAUUUCUUGAAUCCAUUGUUUGCAUUUUCUUGGUUGCUGGUUUCUAGCUAGCUUUUUUUAAAUCUGGGGUUUAAACAGCCAUGAUAAAAAUCGAGUCUUUGAGGUUUUCAGUUCUUGUUGUGUGUUUGAUUCAUUUCACUGCGACAUGCAUUGGACAAGAUGAGAGCGUCGGAGCUCCGAUGGUGAGAGCUGAGCAAGAAGCUUUGUAUAAUACUAUUCAAGAUUUUGUUGGAAAAUGGUGGAAUGGUUCUGAUCUUUAUCCAGAUCCUUGCGGUUGGACCCCUAUUCAGGGAGUUUCUUGUGAUUUGUAUGAUGGAUUUUGGUACGUGACUGAUUUAAGCAUUGGACCUGUUCAAGAUAACUCUUUAACAUGUAGACAAGAUGUGGAUUUUAGUCCCAAUUUGUUUGCACUAAGGCAUUUGAAAUCACUAUCCUUCUUCAAUUGCUUUGUGGCGCCUCGCCGCCGUGCCGUCUCGAUCCCGGCCGGGAAUUGGGAGUUUCUCUCUGGAAGUUUGGAAUCGCUCGAGUUCCGGUCAAAUCCCGGCCUCACCGGAACAGUUCCCGAGACUUUUGGGGGGCUCGGGAAUCUUCAAUCUUUGGUGAUUACGGAAAAUGGCCUAAUAGGGCAGCUGCCCGAGAGCAUUGGUAGUUUGGUGGCGUUGAGGCGUUUGAAUCUUGCCAGGAAUUCGUUCACGGGCAGGGUCCCGAGCAGCAUAGGUGGGCUUAACCGACUCUUGAUUCUUGAUAUGAGUGGGAAUGCGCUGUCGGGCACCCUGCCCGUGACUCUAGGAGGGUUGACGGCCCUGUUAAAACUCGACUUGAGGGAUAAUCAAAUAGAGGGCGAGAUUCCGAGUGAGAUUCGGAAUCUUAAGAACCUCACACUUUUAGACCUUAGUAACAACAGGUUAAGUGGAGGAUUGGUUGAAUCUAUUCAAGAAUUGGGGUCAUUGCAAGAAUUAGUCCUCUCAAACAAUCCCAUUGGUGGAGACAUAAUGAGUAUUGGAUGGCAAGAUUUGAAUUGUAUAACUGCUAUGGAUCUGGCCAAUACGAGCUUGACAGGUGGCAUCCCAGAGUCUCUAACACAUUUGAAAAGUCUAAGGUUUUUGGGUCUCAAUGACAACAAGUUAACAGGGGAUAUACCCUCAAAGAUUGCAACUUUACCUAAUGUUAGUGCAAUCUAUCUCCACGGCAACAAUCUCACCGGCGAGCUCGAUUUCUCGGAGCUCUUCUACCGGCGGAUGGGACGGCGCUUCGGGGCGUGGGGAAACCCGAACCUUUGCUAUCAAGCUGAGCUCGAGUCACCCACUUAUGCGCCCUUUGGGGUCAAGCUAUGUCGACCUCAAGUGAUCAAGUACGAAAUUGGUCUCGAUUCGAGUUCAAAUUUCGACAAGAAUUGGACACAUCACCCCGCAUCAUCAGUGCCUUCUUUGGAAUUCAAAGUGUUUAGUGUUAGUGGGCUACUUUUGCUUGUUGAGGCCUUCUUAGUCUUGGCUUAACAACAUUUUAAAAUUUGCUAAAUGUCACUCUGUAUAUGUAAUCAAGCUAAUUAAAAACUCAUUAUAUUUCCAACGAUA
Salvia hispanica is the source of this 2098-nucleotide messenger RNA. Its product is annotated as piriformospora indica-insensitive protein 2-like. Gene Ontology annotation, molecular function: protein binding. Lineage: Eukaryota; Viridiplantae; Streptophyta; Magnoliopsida; Lamiales; Lamiaceae. The record is from RefSeq and is a predicted model, not a curated record.